GCUGCUCUCAGCUCGAACCGGAGUGAGUGGCCCGGCAUUCGGAGUGUGGCUUCAAAGCAGCGCGGGAGUGUUGCAGUUCCUCCGACGGACGAACUGCUGUCAGUGGCGACACACCAUCCGUCGCCCUCCGGAUUACGCAGUCGUCGACGCGAUCACUGGUGCCUUCUGUUGACUUCUCGAGUGGGGAUUAACGACUGUGUCGCUGUCGCUAUUGGUUGUUGUCAGUGCGUGCUUUACCCUCGAGCCUGGAUUUGUUUUAUUAUUUUUUUUUCGCCCGACGGCCGGCUGCUCGGAUUUUAACCGCCAGCGCUCGGAUUACGGAUAACGCGGCGAAUCCUCCUCUGCGCCUGCCCCCGCUCGUGAGGUGACGUACGGGUAGCCCUCAUGGACUAGGCGCAGUGCUGGUGUAGGUGGUUGAGCCGCGGGGAUCAAAUCGCGCCUUCGGACUCUCGUCCAGGCGUGAACGAACGACCAUCCUGAAAGAACUCACGCGGGCCGUCGUCAGAGGCCGACCCGCUGGCACUGUGCCUUCGCACCGCGACGUCAGUGCGGACGCGAACAUGAAGCCCUGACGGGCUCGCUCUCCGCGAGGUGGAACGCGUCUCCGCGCGAAGGCUACGCACACACGCAGCGGUCGGCGGUGCCAUGGCGUUCCGCCGGGGCGCCAAGGAGAUGAAGAAGCAGUCGUACUACGUGUGGUUCCUGGGCGCCAAGGAGUCCCGCGGUCUCCGGGGCCUCGAGUACAUCGGGCCCGUGCUGCGGUUCCUGCUGGAACGGGAGCGGGAAGUGGAGCCGCCCAAGGUCACCCUCCAGGUCAGCGGCAAGGGCAUCAAGAUGGUUCAGAACAUCGCCCGCGGCGUUCGGGGCAAGAUGGAGCAGGUGAAGCACCUGAUCCCCCAGCACGCGGUCACGUGCGUGCACCAGGACGGCGACCUGGUGUGCUGCAUCCUGCUGCUCUACAAUCCUGUCACCAGGUGCCCCGUGCACGUUCACGUCUAUCGCUGCGACUCGUCCGAGACGGCCACCAUGCUGCGCCAGCAGCUGCAGCAGCUCGUCGAGCGGCCCGACAACCAGACCAAGUUCCGCGAGAUCGAACACCGGCUGGCAGCCAAGGGCCUGCUGCGCGAGCACUCCUUCCACCACCAUCACCACCACUCGGGUCCGCCGCGGAUGCCCUCCGACGGCAGGACCGAGGACGGCUCCGAAGACCGCAGCGACGUCUCCGAGGAAGACGAAGAAGGUCUGGCCACGUCUCCGCCCCGAAGGCCCGCCGCGGUUCUUCCUGCUCCGGUCCGCGGCGGCGCGGCUUCGGUCGGCUCGGCCACGUCUAGCGACCGGAUGGCCAGCCUGUACGCGUCCCUGGCUGCCGAACUACGCGAGAAGCUGAGCAACCCGGACCGCGGCCCUCUCCUGCUGCCUCCCAAGGACUACGGGACCGUGUGCAAGAGGGCCUCGGCCAGGCCCGAGGGAGGCUCCAAGUCGAGCAGCGGCAUCGGCUCCGACGAGCUCCUGCCCCGCGAGCUGGACUCGUCUUCCGACGAAGAGUGGCCCGCCCACCACCCGCAUCAGAAGCGGGAGCAGCGCAGGAACCGCCGACCGGUGUCAUUUCCGGCGGCCUCCGCCGCCGCCGCCACGGUCUUCGGUGGACCGCAGCAGAAGCAGCGCCAGCCGCACGCGCCACACCGCCAGAUUCAGACGCCGCAGCCAUACCGCAACGGGCAAGUGCCACAGCAGCAGAGACCGUUCUCGCAGCAGCAACAGCACCCGCCGAGCCACCGACAGUCGGCGACGUCCAGGCAGAUGGUUGCGCCCGAGUCCAGGGCGUACCAGCCACACCACCACCAACAGCAGCAGCAACAACAGCCAGAGCCUUUGAGGCAGCACAACCAGAAGAGAAGCAGGGACUACAGGCACAGCUUCGUGGAGCCGUCGACGCGUAGGCCCUUGCCUCUCUAAGACAGCAAAGAAAAAUAACGAGGCGACGAUUCGCAACCGCCGUCGGUUCGUGGCGUAAAGCAAGGACAGUAUAUAUACACAGACGCCAACCGCUCAAGAGGCGACGUUUACACGACGAGGCCAACUUGUCGUCGCCGCGCAGUCCUAUGCGCCGCUCUCAGCUGUACAACUUUACAUUUGUACUAGUCGUGCAGAGCGGCGCGCCUCUGGACGGUCACUCAGAGUAGAACCAUGCGUGACGGGACAUCAGAGGACAUUCGGAGUCAGGUUGCGGGAAAGUACUUUCAGGGCGCCGAGGUUCAUUUUCACAGUGGACAGAGGACUUGCGAAAUGCUGAAGCGUCCUCCUUAAAUGUGCACGAGCGAGCCAACUUUCACGUCGGCAGUCCUUGAGCACCAGUGUGGAUUCGAUCCAGGUGCUCCCGAAAUACCUCUAGUGACUCCACGGAAGAUAUGCGUGGCGUUUAUAUAGUUCAGGAAAUGAGCGCGGAAGGUGAAACAAAACCGCACCCCGAGACUUCAGGAAAGUCGGUAACGACUUGCAAAGCGUGCGACUUUGCAACGAUCAACGAAGUGCGUGUCGCUGAGGUGGGUUUCUUCUUGAAAGCGGGAACCUCACCGCAGUGCUCGUGCGCGUGCCCUGGCCGAGGCUGCACCUGUCGCGCAUGCGCAAGAUCUCGCAAGUCUGUGUUUUUUGGGCGAGGGAAUGAGUGCCACUCUAGGCUGCUGUGCGUGAAGUCGUGCGUCAAGUCCAGCAGUGCGUCAACUCCACCAGUGCCCUGAUUUAUUGAAUACGCGCAACCGAUUAACAGGUCUCCGAUAAGGCGAGGGAUAGCAAAUCGUGUAACACCGGGGGAGUACGGCAGACCGGACCUUCCAACGCCGCCUCUGCCACCAGCUAACGACCACUGGAAGCAACUACGCAAGCUUGGACCGCGUUUCCAGGAGCUUCGCUCACGAUGACGAUGCUGUUUUAUUUUUUAAAUAUUUUGACUAAAAGAAGCUGCACUUUGCUGCGGCGGCGCGUUCGUGGACUUGUUUUUCAACUUCUACAAAUGACGUUAGUAAUAAAAUAAAACAAAGGCGACAGAUUUCUCAUGGA
Molecule: messenger RNA, 3057 nt
Organism: Dermacentor albipictus
Lineage: Eukaryota; Metazoa; Arthropoda; Arachnida; Ixodida; Ixodidae
Product: PAX-interacting protein 1-like
Source: RefSeq, a predicted model, not a curated record